Messenger RNA from Musa acuminata AAA Group (dessert banana), 432 nucleotides. Its product is annotated as ocs element-binding factor 1-like. Gene Ontology annotation, molecular function: DNA-binding transcription factor activity; transcription cis-regulatory region binding. NCBI's taxonomy places the organism in Eukaryota, Viridiplantae, Streptophyta, Magnoliopsida, Zingiberales, Musaceae. Gene Ontology annotation, cellular component: nucleus. The transcript has a single exon. The coding region runs from base 1 to 432 and encodes 143 amino acids. The record is from RefSeq and is a predicted model, not a curated record. Gene Ontology annotation, biological process: positive regulation of DNA-templated transcription.
AUGCUGCCGCUCGUAAACCAAGCGUCCGUGCUCGUCGGCUUCAGGCCAUCGUGGUCUGGUCCAGCGGAACCCGAGCAGAACCUAUCGGCCGUCUCCCCGGACGAGCGGCGGCGGCUCCGCCGCAUGAUCUCCAACCGCGAGUCCGCCCGCCGCUCCCGAGCGCGGAAGCAACGCCACCUAGAGGAACUCCGCGGCCAGGCGGGCCGACUCCGGUCCCAGAACCACGAGCUAGCGGACCGCCUCGGCGGCCUCGCUCGCCGCUGUCUCCUUCUCCGACAGGACAACGACCGCCUCCGCGCCGAGGCCUCCGCCCUGUGCCGGCGGCUCGCGGAUCUCCGCCGCGAGGUGGCCCUCCGCCAGUUUCACCGCCUGGUUGCGCCGCCUCCUCUCGGCGCCCACCACGAGCUAGCUUGGGCAUCGUUGAUUGUCUAA